Molecule: messenger RNA, 459 nt
Organism: Limulus polyphemus (Atlantic horseshoe crab)
Lineage: Eukaryota; Metazoa; Arthropoda; Merostomata; Xiphosura; Limulidae
Product: glycine receptor subunit alpha-3-like
Exons: 4
Biological process (GO): chemical synaptic transmission; signal transduction; chloride transmembrane transport
Cellular component (GO): membrane; neuron projection; synapse
Molecular function (GO): extracellular ligand-gated monoatomic ion channel activity; chloride channel activity; neurotransmitter receptor activity
Source: RefSeq, a predicted model, not a curated record
ACGUACGUUGCCGAUAUAUUUCUCGCCCAGAGUUGGCAAGACUACAGACUACGAUUGCCGGAAAACAUGACAGAAGACUACAGAAUCCUCAACGUUGAUUGGUUGAAGUUUAUCUGGAGACCAGAUACCUUCUUCAAAAACGCCAAACAAGUGACGUUCCACGAAAUGACUGUUCCAAACCACUACUUAUGGCUGUACUACGACAAAACGUUGUUGUAUAUGGCCAAGUUAACACUAGAACUGUCGUGUGCUAUGAAGUUUGAAGCCUACCCUCAUGACAACCAAAUAUGUUCAUUGAUGAUAGAAAGUUUAUCUCAUACAACCCACGAUUUGGUGUUCCGAUGGAAUAUUUCCACCCCUCUAGUCAUCAACCCAGAUAUAGAACUUCCACAGUUGGACAUUGCUGAAAACAGAACUGAAGAUUGUACUUUGGAAUAUUCAACUGAUACAUUCAGAUGA